Portunus trituberculatus (swimming crab) is the source of this 4793-nucleotide messenger RNA. RefSeq lists its product as uncharacterized. The record is from RefSeq and is a predicted model, not a curated record. Bases 1128 to 2816 code for a protein of 562 amino acids. The transcript is spliced from 7 exons. NCBI's taxonomy places the organism in Eukaryota, Metazoa, Arthropoda, Malacostraca, Decapoda, Portunidae.
CAGAGUGUGCAGCAGGGCCAGUGGAGCUGGUGGUGGCGCGGGUGAGUGAAUGGCAGGCAGACGCUCCCCGUCAAGGCUGAGCGACAUAGACCAUGGAGACCCAAAACUUUUCAGAACAAACGCAGCCAAUGAAUGCUAAGCCUUAGCUGUCAGUGGCAUCCUUGCUGUUUUUCAGUCACUGACGUUUGCCAAAAAUGAAAUUGGAAUAACUUUUCUGAAAUAGUGAGCGAGAUGAAACUAUGAUUAAAGUUCUGCCGCGGCUGUGUUUGUACUGCUUGUGUAGUGAGACGCGGCCUGGCCUGAGUAGAUGAAAUAGUGACGACUACAAAACUUCGUCCUGUGGUGCAGCGCUGGAGUGCGUUUGACUCCUGCUGAAGUGUUCCAGUCAAAACUCGAACACCCUGGCGUAAUGUUGCAUCUGCGCGGUUGUUGUUUACAUGAAUUGUUAUAGUCCGGAAAUGAAAUAUCUCACAAAUGAGUACUUACCAGUUACCAAUAGGAAGAGUUAUCACAGUGAUAGCGAGGUGCGUUUGUGCAGGACCCACUGGACUCGAUUUCCUUUAGAGAUCAAGGGGAAGGCAGAGAAAGUACUAAAAGAGGAAAAAGGAGCGAAUGGAGGAGAAUGAGACACUUGUGAAGGAAAAUAAAGUAAGGAGUAACCUCUGCAUCUCUAUCGGUGAUGUGACAUGAAUGAACAUGUGAACAAGAACUUAGAAAAUAAAAAGGAAGACAAAAUUCUGAACUUCCUGGUGCCCUUUGAUCCCUGCAUCAGGAUGUGCCACUGACUGACCGGCGGCGUGAACCGUUCCUGCGAGCGUGCAAGGAGCACAGGACAGAGAAGGAGACACAAACCCACUGGAGGAGUAUGUAAGCCGUCAGGAGGCGAGGAAGGGGCAGGUAGCGAGCGACCAGCCUGCCUCGUCCUCUUCGUGGGACCACUAGUCAUGGCCAUACCCAGCGCUACCCAACGCAUCGCCACUCUUCUAAGCUGACGAGACACGCUGCGUUCCCCACCAAGCAGGCAGCAUAACAUGAGGGCUGGCGGCACGGCGAGGCUGGGGCGAGGCCGGUCAGGAGGCGUGUGGUGGCUCACUGCAUGACCCCGUGCGUCCCUCAUCGCCGCAGCCAUGGAGUCGAGAGCCAUCAUACCCCCAACCCUACCCACCUUCGGUCACGCCACCGUCUACGUCUAUCCCACAGUCGCCCCACGGGUAGUGGUGGUACCCAUCAUCACCUGCAUCAUCGGCUUCCCCGUCCUGGUGAUGCUGGUGAUCUGUGCCCUCAGGUAUCGGGCGAGGCGAGCACGUAUCAACGCCAAGAAUGCACACAGCGUGGAGUCUUCGGCAUCGGCGCUCGAGCUCACCUCCGGGUCAUCCAUCUUGGCCAGCCGAUGUACAAACGGUAAAGCUCAUCGCUUGAAGAAGAGGAAGAAAGCCCUUGUAAGGUUCAAACCCAUGCCCGAGAUCGACCUGGACACCGUGGUGGAGGAAAAGUCAGAGUUCGAUGCCGAGGUGACGGCAUCUGACCUGCUGACCACCCCUGAGGAGCUGGUUAUUCCAGAGGAGACCACGCCACCAGCCUCCUUCAGGGCCUUCAGGUACAUGGGUGCCGUCAGCCAACCGCUGGCUGCUAUUUCCCCUAACAAGACCUCGCCCUUCAGAUCCCAGCAUCUUGACCAGGUCGCCGAGGAGCUGGAACUCUGCGAGGACGUGAUGCUGGAGGUCAGCGAUGAUGAACAGCUUGAUGAAUUUGAUGAGGACGAGGAGGACAUGGAGAACGAUGAGGAUGACCUCGAGCUUGAUUUAGACGCCAUUGAAGUAGAAGGUGUGUGUUUAGAGGUCGAGGAAGGGGAAGAUCAGAUGGAGGACAGCGAAAAUGGAACUCUUGGCACUUGUUUCACGCUUUCGCCUAAGUCGUCGACGAAGUCUCCUACGGGGGUCCAGUUGGCCCUCAAGAAGCUCGAUGGUGCCAUAAAGCGGCGCCAUUCCAGCCCUGUCAAAGUCAACUAUGGGAAGAAUCGAGGCCACCAGCAACGCUCAUCAGCCAAAGCAAACUAUGGUCAUCCUCAGGUGAAAGAAGAAGAAAAUGCACUCAAACCCCCUCCUCUCAAGUACGACAUUGACUACAUUGAUCGCGAGUUGAUGCCGCGAUUCUCGCCGCGUCGCUCGCACUCCGUCAAGUACACCAUGAGCCGGCGGGCCACCUCUUUCACGGGCAAGAAGCGUCACGGAGAAUCUUUCAAGUUAAGAAGUAAAAGCUUUUCUAGAAGUAUUUCUCACGUUCACGACGGACCGGACGGUAGACCUAGAGGUCAACCGAGAAGUGCAUCAACAUCACAGGAGUUCCAUAACGGUGUUAUGGAGUGUGAUGUCCACAUCGUGAACGAACAUGGUACUGAGAUGAGUUCGAGUAGCUGUAGUGACAAGUGCAUCGGUGGCGACACGAGUACUAAAAGUGAGUCGGACGGCGACACUUUUCUCAACGGCAGCGAGACAGACUGGUCAGUGUCUUCCCGGGAGUGCCACUACCCGGUGAGGGCCACUGUGUCUCUGCCGAUUAGAACCAACAGGAUAGACUCGGACAGUCCAGUAAAGAGGGUGGCGCAGUGCUCGAGAACUGCAUGUGGUGAGGAGGGUGCGUGUAUGGGUGUGUGUAGAUUGUCAGCACCUAAUUCCAUAGACAGAGGAGAAAGUCAGUGCCAGACAGACAAGGUUGUGCUUCCUCUCUCUGAUGUUGCCGAAGGAAGGGAGGAUGGCGGUCAGGACCAGCAGCAGGGUGUGGCGGGCCGGGACGAUAUGCGGAGCACUCUGGUCUGACAGCGUCGCCCGGCACCAGGCGGCCCUGGGACAUGAGUGCUGUGAUGGAUUUUAUGGUGUUAAGCUUCACUUUGUAACAUAUUGUCUGUGAAAGACUCAAUCUUAGAUUUUACACUAUAACCUUUUGUUUUGUCAUUGUAGAAAUGAAAAAAAAAAACACAUCUUCCAGUAAAUGUAUAGUGUAAAUGGUUCCUAGUUUUUAUUCAUGAAGAAGUGAAAUGAAGCCAGGAGAAACUUGCAUCACCACCAGCUACGGUGCCAGGCCCGGCAGGGAGCGUGACGCUCCCAGUGUUCCAACGAGUUUUUUCCUCUCUGUUUCUUUCUUUGAUGAUAGGAUAAAUAUUUCUGUUAUAAAUCAGUGGUCAAAUCUUCUCAUCUUAUUCCUCACACACACACACACACACACACACACACACACACACACACACACACACACACACACACACACACACACACACACACACACACACACACACACACACACACAACUUUUUCAUAUUAUGAUUUUGUCAUUUUACUAUAUUUCAAUUUUUUUAUCUAACUUUUUUGCCCGAUUUCUAUUAAUAUCCAUGUUAUCAAGUGCAUCAACAGCAUUCAUUCAUGAACGUAAUUGUUGUACGAUGAUUUAUUCACAUAUUACACAUCUGAAUGCUAAUGCAUCUAAGUAUCAAUUUUUCCUGCAAACUCGAAUUACCAUAGUCAAUCAACCAGUCUACGCACGUACAUAGGAACUUGUCAACUUCUGUCCUCUGCUUCACCCACGUAACUUCUUAUUAGCCUUCCUAAUGAUUUUAACUAAUCUACACACACACACACACACACACACACACACACACACACACACACACACACACACACACACACAAUCUCUAUCCCUUGCCAACAGUUUGACCAGUUUUAUAUAACGUGCUAACUAGGAUAAAAGAGUGCAUAUAUAUUUUCACUAAAUCUUGGUCAUAACGUUAAGGCGAAAAGAAGUUGUCUGAAUGUUAAUAUAUAUAAAUACACACAUACAUAUAUUCCUGGUCCUCCUUGGCCAUUCCUGCUUCCCGGAUGUCCAUUGCUUGAGUAAGGAGGGAAAGAGUCCAGGGUUUUACCACUUAACUUUCCUCUUUAGGGGCGGACUUACCCCAGGCGCUGUGAGCCCCAGCUGCUCGGGUAUGUACAGCUGCUGGACCUUGGCUAGUAUUCUCUGUCCCUAACACGCGCCCUCCCGCCUCGGCCCCACCUACCGUUUUCUGAAGCGGUUUGCAAUGCACAUUAAUAUAUGUUGUAAUUUAUAUUGUCAUUAUUAAUUGUUCUCUGUCAUUCAAGAAAAAUAUUCAACUGUGUAGUUUCAUCUUCAAGUGCUAGACGGCACAGUAACACAAAGUAAUAUAAUUUAUACUUGAGAUCCAUCCAUCAAGUCAUAGACAUGAGUUGCUUGGAAAUGACUACCUCGGUAAGUUUUGAGCUAGGAAAUGUGCAGAUGUGAUUAAAUUGAAAAUUCUAUAAAGGAUACGCAAUAUUCCGACCAAUACGUUUGUUAAUGUGGUUAGUUAUAGUCUCCAAAUAUAACAAAGUAUCGAUGGGACUGACAGACAUUUGCAGUUAGAUCAUAGGUGUGGUGGGGGCCGCGUGGAAGUGGUUGGGUGCGCGGAGAAUACUUUUCAAAGUCCUCCCGACCAAGAUGUAUCGAAUUGUUUCAGGCGAAGGUGACCAUUAGUUGCCGGCGGCACCUGACGCCCGACAUUAGCUGCUUCCACUUGAAAUGUUCGCCGUCAGAGGCCGCCGCCCGAUUAUCAUUCGACUUAUUUAUUUGUUAUUUUUUUUACUGACCUGUGUGGCGUAUCAAGACGAUAUAAUACUCAUUGAUGAAAGUUAAACCAUGUCUGUAUUAUGAAUAUUUCCAUUGUUGAUGGUUGAUGUUUGUAUCAUAAUCUAAGUCGCAGCCGGAGAUCGCUGCACCUCUAUGACAAAAUUACAUUAUAACAAGCA